AGAGAUAGAUUUGGGUGUGGUGAGUUCAAUCUGCAAUCUAAUUUGCAGUGUAAAAAUAAAGCAGCCAGUAUUGACCCUGCACAGAAAUAAAAUAACCCACCCAAAUCUAACUCUCUCUGCAAAUGUUAUAUCUGCCCCCCCUGCAGUGCACAUGGUUUUGCCCAAUUGCUAACUUUCUUGCUGCUGCGAUCAACUCAGAAUUACCCCCUAUACCCAGAGUUCUGCAGUGACUACAGAAUGUUUUCUUCCUGUGUUUCUCUUCUCUCUGGCCACAUGGGGGCGUUAAUUCUGCCCUGCCUCCGUCUUCUCAUCUGCCCAGCUGUAAAAGAAGAACAGGAUUACACGGCACUGAUAGAGCGAUCUGGUGAGUGUGUGACACCCAGGAGCCAUCCCCAUGUGUCAGGAGGAUGGAGCAGGACCCAGAGCCUCAUCCCGAUGCCUCCACCUCACUCCCUGAUACAUGAGAGAGACAGUGACCAGAAGAUCCUGGAACUGACCAAUCAGAUCAUUGAGCUGGUGACAGAAGAGGUUCCUAUACAGUGUCAGGAGGAGAUGGAGAAGUCAGAAGGACACCGGGAUCUGUAUGAGGAUGUGAAGAUGGAGAAUCACUGGCCCCUCUCAUCACUGGAUGGGUCCAGGAGCAGAAAUACCUCAGAGACAGAUCUCCACCAUCUUCAUUCACAGGACUGUACAGAGGAGAAUCACUGGAUCCCACAGGAGGAUCAGCAUGACGUCCUGACGGAUAUUAAAGUAGAAUUUCAAGAGGAGGAAGAGACGUAUGUGAACGGAGAUCAGCGGUAUAAGGAGGAGGAAGAGACGUAUGUGACGGGAGAUCAGCGGUGUAAGGAGGAAGAGACGUAUGUGAACGGAUAUCAGCGGUGUAAGGAGGAAGAAGAGACGUAUGUGAACGGAGAUCAGCGGUGUAAGGAGGAAGAAGAGACGUAUGUGACGGGGGAUCAGCGGUGUAAGGAGGAGGAAGAGACGUAUGUGAACGGAGAUCAGCGGUGUAAGGAGGAGGAAGAGAUGUAUGUGACGGGGGAUCAGCGGUGUAAGGAGGAGGAAAUCCCUACAGAUAUCAGCGCAGCAGAUGGAAGCAAACAUUGGGAAAUCUUGGAAGGACGACGACGUCAAUCUACAGAUUAUAAAAUGGAAGAUAACAUCGUACAAGACGCUCCAGGACAAAACCCAAUUAUCCUAAAUACAUAUUCAAUACUUCCCAGUGCAGAUAAAUUAUCUGAUCCCUCUAAUCAUGAGUCAUGUUCCAUAAACAGUGCUACACAAAGUACAGCUCAUAUCCAUGACAAAAUAGUUCCAUGUUCUGAGGGUAGGAAAUGUUUUACCGCUAAAUCAUCUCUUCAUAACCAUCAGAGACCUCGUGUAGGUAAGAAAUCAUUUCCAUGUUCUGAUUGCGGAAGAUGUUUUAACAACAAAUCAUCUCUUGCUGAACAUCAGAAAACUCAUAUAGGUGAGACUCUCCUUCCAUGUUCUGAGUGCAGGAAAGAGUUCACAGCUAAAUCAUCUCUCCUUAGGCAUCAGAGAUGCCACACAGGGGCAAAAAAUUUUCCCUGCUCAGAGUGUGGGAAAGUUUUCACAGUUAAAUCAUCUCUCCUUGAGCAUCAAAGGUCUCACAUAGGGGAUAAACUCUUUACAUGUUCUGAGUGUGGGAAAGAGUUUACAAGUAACUCGAAACUAAUUAGACAUCACAGAACGCACACAGGUGAGAAACCAUUUUCAUGUUCUGAGUGUGGCAAAUGUUUUACCAACAAAUCGCAACUUCUUAUACAUCACAGAACGCACACAGGUGAGAAACCAUUUUUAUGUUCUGAGUGUGGGAAAUGUUUUACCAACACAAAACAACUUCAUAUACAUCAGAGAACUCACACAGGAGAGAAACCAUUUCCAUGUCUUGAGUGCGGGAAACUGUUUAUACAGCAAUCAAUACUUAUUCGACAUCAGAGAACUCACACGGGUGAGAAACCAUUUUCAUGUCCUGAGUGUGGGAAAUGUUUUACAUGCAAAUCAGGUCUUAUCAGACAUCAGGCAAGUCUUGUUAAACAUAACAAAACUAACAUUACUGAAAAACCGUUUCCAUGUUCUGAGUGUGGUAAGUGUUUUAUUAACAAAGUGCAACUUAUCAUCCAUCAGAGAAUACACACGGGUGAGAAACUCUUUACAUGCUCUGAGUGUGGCAAAUGUUAUACCAACAAAUCGCAUUUUCUUAUACAUCAGAGAACUCACACAGGCGAGAGGCCAUUUACUUGCUCUGAAUGUGGCAAAUGUUAUACAGCUAAAUCUUCUCUUGCUGAGCAUCAGAGGAAGCACACGGGUGAGAAACUAUUCCCAUGUUCUGAGUGUCAGAAACUGUUUACACAGCAAUCAAUACUUAUUCGACAUCAGAGAACACACACAGGAGAGAAACCAUUUCCCUGUUCUGAGUGUGGGAAGUGUUUUACAAUGAAAGCACAUCUUGCUAUGCAUCAGAGAACACACACACAGGUGAAACACCUUUUAUGUGCUCAGAGUGCGGGAAGUGUUUUACAAUGAAAACACAUCUCAUUGUGCAUCAGAGAACUCACACAGGCGAGACACCGUUUAUGUGCUCUGAGUGCGGGAAGUGUUUUACAAUGCAAACACAUCUUGUUGUGCAUCAGAGAACUCACACAGGAGGGAAACAGUUUCCUUGUUCUAAUUGUGGGAAAUGGUUUACACACAAACACAGUCUGCUGAGACACCAGAGAACUCACACAGAUUAGAAAUUAUUUCUAUGCUCCUAGUUCAAAACUGGGUACACACCUAAAUGGUGGUGUGACAAGGUGUUGCAAAGUAACAAUAUAUCGCUUCACUGUGCACACUUCAUUCACCGUAAGACAAUGAAAUAUAUUGUCACUGCGGCAUAGUCCCAUGUGAUGUGCAGCUCAUCAGAUGGAGUGAAACAACCACCCAAUUCAUCAAAUGAUAAAUUGGGUGGAUUUGACUGUACACACUAUAAACUAUGGUUGUUGCGAUCUAUCACAGAUCGAAAGAUUGGUCAAUAUAUUGUAUAGUGUGCACCUACCUUAAGAAAUGGUUUACACACACACGAGGUCUUGCUCAGCAUCAGAUAAUUCUCACAGAAUAAAAAACAGCCGAACAUAAAAUGUUGCUGUGCAACUCUAAAUAUUGUACAAGCAGUUGAUAGUAUUAGUGCAAUUUAAUAGAUAUAGUUUAUAAACAUUGUUAAUUUAACAUCUUUGAUUUAUGGAGAUCAGUUCAAUGCUUAAGUCUCACAGUAUAUAUAAACAAUGUAUCAUUGUAAUUCCAAUCGACAGACAUGUUAUGUAAGUCACCAACAUAAGACGAGAACAGGUCUCUUGUGUCGCACUUUGGGCAGACUACGGACUAUUAGACAAUGUCGCCAUGCACACUGAUGACUACACUUCGGAUCCUGACUGCUGGGAUUUCCUACUCAACACGGUAUACUAUGUAGACAAAAGUGAUUGGACACUGACAGCAGAUAGAUCAGUGAGAUGUUACUGAGGUCAGUACUGUGUAGGUCACCACGUGCAGUGAUUACUGCAGACUCCCUUCUUGACAAACUUUCCACAAGUUCCUGGACAGCAGCAGGCGCUAUGUUUUGCCAUUCUGCCUUAAAUACAGUGACCAACUGCGACACUGAAGGUCGAGUUGGUCUAGAACGCACCCAUCGCUCCAAUUCAUCCCUGAGGGUCUCAGUGGGGUUAAUAUCUGGACUUUGAGCUGGCCAGCCCAUCCGGGUUACCACAUUUUCUGUACACCAGUCCAGUGUUGUCAUAAAAACAUGACAGGUGGCAUUGUCGUCCUGAUAAAAACUUUUGUUGUUUCCGUAGAACUGCCACAACAUAUGGAGCACAGAGUUACAGAGAACAUCUCUAUACUUCUCAGAGAUAAUGGGGUAAAUUUACUAAGGUCCCGAUUUUGACCGAGAUGCCGUUUUUUCAUCAAAGUGUCAUCUCGGUAAUUUACUAAGCAAUAAUCACGGCAGUGAUGAGGGCAUUCGUAAUUUUUUGGAAGUCCAACAAAAAAAUUACGAAUGAAUACACCAUCGGUCAAAACGCGGCUGUUUAACUAUGAAUCUCGGUAAUUUACUAAGAAGUGCAAAGCAAAAAAAAAAAAAAACACUGCCGUGAAAAAUUACAACUCGUAAAAAAGUGCUAAAAAAAACAGACCUGCUUUUUUAAUCCGUGAUUGUAUAGGCAUGCAGGGAUCCAUGAGAUCCGUGCAUGUAUAUCAGUGGGAAGGGGUGGGAA
Messenger RNA from Pseudophryne corroboree (corroboree frog), 4265 nucleotides. RefSeq names its product oocyte zinc finger protein XlCOF6-like. The transcript is spliced from 6 exons. Gene Ontology annotation, cellular component: nucleus. NCBI's taxonomy places the organism in Eukaryota, Metazoa, Chordata, Amphibia, Anura, Myobatrachidae. Gene Ontology annotation, molecular function: RNA polymerase II transcription regulatory region sequence-specific DNA binding; DNA-binding transcription factor activity, RNA polymerase II-specific. Gene Ontology annotation, biological process: regulation of transcription by RNA polymerase II; urogenital system development; embryo development. The coding region runs from base 238 to 2544 and encodes 768 amino acids. The record is from RefSeq and is a predicted model, not a curated record.